Molecule: messenger RNA, 912 nt
Organism: Cryptococcus wingfieldii CBS 7118
Lineage: Eukaryota; Fungi; Basidiomycota; Tremellomycetes; Tremellales; Cryptococcaceae
Exons: 7
Coding region: 1-912 (303 amino acids)
Molecular function (GO): oxidoreductase activity
Source: RefSeq, a predicted model, not a curated record
AUGCUUACCACACAAACUCGAACUUACCCGACUGUUUCUUCUGGCAUCCUCCGCCUCAAGUCCGACCCCUCUCACGUCGUCGGGCAGCUUCUGGUCACUCCUAUCCUUACCCAUGCCGACUCCUUCUUUGGAGCGGAGGUAUCGGGUGUGGACUGGAGCCAAACAAUCCCAGAGUCACUAGUCAAAGAACUCGUUGCCCUUCAAGACAAGUAUGGAGUGUUGGUCUUCCGUAAGACUGGCAUGGACAACACUCGUCACAUCGCCUUCUCCCACCAGCUUGGGAGCAAGCUCGAAGUAAACCCGUUCUACUAUGGCAAGGAGAAUGAUCGCGUGAGAGAAGACUAUCUUUGGGAUGUUGGAAACAUGGAACUUGAUGGGUCACCAGUGAGACCUGAGAGUAGACGAUGGCAUCAUUCCCUCGGUAACUGUCUAUGGCAUACCGCAAAACGCUCCAAGUACUCUCUCCUUCUUUCUCAUGGCAACCCCGUACAAGGCGGCUCUUGGACACAUUUUGCCGACACGCGACAAGCAUACGCCGACCUGCCCGAAGAGAAGAAGGCCAUGCUGGAAGACCUCAUCAUCGAACACGAGCAAACCGGUCCUGAUGGCCGUAAAGUCCUAUACCUCGCGGCGCACGCCAAGCAAGUGGUGGGGUGGGACCUUGAGAAGAGUCAGAAGCUGAUUUGGGAGCUUAUUGACUGGUGUACUCAGCCAAAGUAUGUGUUUAGUAUGGAAUGGCACGAUGGGGGUGAUAUGGUUUGGUGGGAUAAUCGUCAAUCCAUGCAUCGUGCAAACCCCUACACGGCCAAUAUGACUGCCCGCGAUGUCCGACGUGCAACGGUAAUCGAUGACGGACCUCUUGCGUUCGGCGUGACCGCUGAGGAAGUCAAAGAUGCUGAGAGUAAAGCUUGA